GUAGAUUCGUCGGCGCAGCUGAUUGGUCGCGCCAUGUUGGUAUCGAAAGCCACCGAUAUAUCGGAUUGUCAGGCCGGCGUUCGAUUGCAAUAUGGCGCGUGUUCUUUCCGGUGGACUUCGCAAGCUCGCGGCUUAAGAUCUCGUCUUCCGGCGACGUCGCGCCGACUGUCAUAAUCAGCCAGCUUCCGGAAUCGCGCACGAACAUGCGCGAGCGAGAGAGCGUGAGAGAAGGAGAGACGCACCUGCGUGACGCGCAGCUGCGACCUUCGACGCCCUUGUACCGCUGGCGACCGCUCCGGCGGGAGAGACGUAGCCGUCAUUUUUACACAAGACGCAAGUAGAGGUCCACGCGCGCGGCUACUCCGUCGUCACUUCGCUCGGCAGCUGGGGAAGAGUGUCGCGUCCGCCGGGACCGUCGUCUCCCGCCAAGUCGAGGAGGACCGGAAACGCGAAAGUGUUCCGUCGAGAGUGGUGGACGUAGUACGCGCGCGCCAGUGCCUUUUGAGAUAGUCUUCCGCGGGUGUAGAGGAGCAGGAAGACGAGAACGCUUUUCGGAGUGUCGAGCGGCGGUUCGGGCCGCGGGCCGGCAGGCCGGAGCAGCAGCUCGACCUCGCCCCCGCCUUCACCGUCGGAGGGCAGGCACGACGACAGAUCCGCCGUCCUCGAGAUGAGCAGCACAGACUCGGCUGGUAGCGCUCGCGGGCCCUCCUGCGGCCUCGUCAGUUCUCUCUUCCCUAGUAGUUGCCGUGGUCGCGCAGAAGCGUUCGCCAGACGUCUUCAUCGCCGGCUGACCUCGUUGGGCGGCGAGAACGAGCGGAACGCGGACGCCGACAAGCAGCCGCGCGAGACUUCAUGGCUACACCCAUCGUCGUCCGGCAACCGCGUAAGCACCAGCAACGGGACGACGAAUCACGUAUUUCAGCGUCAGCCGCGUCACAGCCCGGAAUCGGAUCUCUUCUAUGAGCUGGAAGACGGGCCAGGCUCGCCCGCUGAGGAAGCGACGACGGCCGCCGAGUUGGCCCAUCUGCUAAUGAACCCGGAAAUCCUCAAGGCGAAUCAUCACGAUGCCUGUCAUUGUUCGCCGAGCGGCACCAAGACUGGUGGCCUGCACCAAGAUGCCGAGACCGUGUACGCGUCGCCGAUCAACGGCACACCGCCCGACAGCGACUCCUCCGAGCUGUUCUUCGACCCGGAAUCCUCCGACACGGAGAAGCCGAAGAGCGAGGCGUACUUCGACCCUACGGACAGCGAAGUCACUCUCUCCAACUGUUCCGUCCCGUCGAAACGGACGAAUCUCGAAGACACGUCCGAGAGCUGUUCGAGGGAACAGCCCUGCGAGAACGGUGGACCGCGCGAAGAUCCCAGCUCGGAGGACUCGCAGGAAACGACGUCGCCUAGUCACGAGUCCCUGUGGAGCACCUUCGACGACAGCACGGUGUCGCUGCAAGACGACGGCAGCCCGCCUGUGCAAAUCCGCCUGCCCAAGUCGCACUCUGACUCGGAGUUGCCGACUAACGAGCUCGACAGGUGGCGCGAGGAAAACGUGGUGGACGAGGUCGACUUUGCAGCCGACGAAUCGAAAGCGGCUGAAUACCCAUUGUACCUGAAAACAGACGACACUUACAGCAGCACCAUCAAUAUCCCAAUUACGUUCACGCUGGAGUGCCCGGCCGGCGACCGGGCGAUAUCGAAAAACGAAGUGGAGCUGCAAAUCGGCGACGAUGGCGACGACGACGACGGCAAGAUGCGCCUGCUACUGACUAAGCUCAGCAGUGCGAAAGAGGAGGAGGAGGAGGAAGAGGAGUCCUCUUCGUUGGAACAAAGCGAGGCGGUAGAGGAGGAGGAGGAGGAGGAGGAGAGGCCGCAGCGUAUACGCAGAUGUUCCUCCCUGAAGACUGGCAAAACGCCGCCCGGCACACCGGGCAGGAAGAAGAUCGUCCGAUUCGCGGACGUGCUCGGCCUCGACCUGGCAGCGGUGAGGACCUUCCUGGACGAGAUACCGAGGAUACCGAAUUCCGCGUACAGCGAUUUAGUAUUCCAGAAGGACGACUUCUUCCAGAAGGACAGCAGUCCGGUGAGCAACGCUUGCGCCGCUGCUAACAGUUGGGCCGACUGUUACCAGAGUGAGAGACGCGGCUCCAGGAAGAUCGAACGUAUGCUGGUGCCGUUGUUUCAGCAGCCAGGCGGUAUGGCGAAUUUUCUGGAUCUGGUGCGCGAGCGGCGAGUCUGCCUGGAGAACGUGCUGGUGCAGAAUCCGGUGACCCUGGCGAUUCAAGGCACGGUGCGCGUCAUUAACCUCGAUUUCCACAAGUCCGUGCACAUACGUUACACCCUGAACUCCUGGCGGAACUUUAGCGACCUGCAGGCCACCUACGUGCCCAAUUCGUGCGACGGCUUCAGCGACAAAUUCUCCUUCGUUCUCUAUUGCCACACUCUGUCGAUUGGCCAACGACUGGAGUUCGCCGUGCGAUUCCAAUGCAAGGGCGCGCAAUACUGGGACAACAACGGCGGGGCCAAUUACUGCUUCCAGUGUCUGCCGGGCUCAUCGCCAGCCGGUUACAUACCGAUCACCGAAGGCAGCCGACACGUCGACUGGUCGCCGAUGUUUUAUUGAUGGUUGUCGGGGCUGCGCGUCCGCCCGAUUCGAUGACAUGACAAAGAUGCGCGAUGAGACUGAACAUAGUAGUCGAAGGGGUUGACUCGGCUUGGAUUCGAUGCUUUCUAAACGUUCCUAAGCGAGAGAAAGAGCUCCGCAACGAAGUUGUACCAACUCCCGAAGGCGUUCAAUUACUCCGGGAAGUCUGUGUGGUGAUUGAAUUCAUUCGUACGAAGCGAAUACAAAGAGCGCCUCUCGAAAUGUGUGAUUUUAACGCGCGGGGUUGAAGGGACCCCCGACGAGGAAUGCUCGUGAAUCGGUCUGUCAAUCGCGAAGGUUUCUGCGUCGUAGCAAUAUAUAUAUAUAUAUAUAUGUACAUAUAUAUAUUUCUAACGCUUUUAUAAUCUUCCAACAAGUUUCAGUGCAGUAAGUAGAUGAGGAAAUUCACUUUGCUGAAUUCUGAAACAAAGAUCGGCCGAUUCAUCAACAUUCCUUGCGAAAUGUUCUCUUGAAGAUGUUUCAUCGCUUUUUCAUUAUCGGGCGCAGUGAUAAUAUUUUCUGAAAAGGGAGAGAGAGAGAGAGAGGGGGGAAGAUCACGCAAGUACAACGAAUUUUUCACGGCCAAAACCACACAAAGUGAACAGUAACGCGAUAAACAUUUUACUGCAAAUCACAGAGAGGAAAAAUAAUAAUUGUAAAUAUAUUGAAUUUAUUAUAAAUUUAUGGCAGUUUAAGAAUCAUUGGUACGAGUCUUCGCGACGAGAGCGCGAUUAGAAUUAUCGAGAUUCAAUCGCGAUCGUCCGCAGAAGAUAUUGAUUUUCACAAUUAAUACAAUGUCUUGUAAAUAGAAGAACCGAUGUCACACACUAUAUAACUUGGCAAUAAACGAAAAGAUUGUUCAUGUUCAUGAGAACUACUUCAGCUACUACUUCAGCUAGAAUAUUCUGCCUUCGUCAUUUUGACUUCGAAAACUGGUGAUUACUGGUGACGUCAAAUGACGUCAGUUGAUCAAAUAAUACCUAAUUUAAAAUGUCUCUUUCGUGAUAUCUAAAUGUUUAUUACAUAAUUAAAUAAUUUGCUACAUAAUGACGUCAAUUUUUCGUCAUUUUCGUGUCGUAAUUUUUUGGCAACUUAUGACUAAAUUUCAACGAUAAAAUGUGCGAGAGCGUGUAGCAACGAGAGUGUGCUAGCUGAGAUCGACAGUCUUCGAUUCGUGAAACAAUAUCGACUGAUCGAUCUUCAAGAUAUCGAAACGAAAUUUUUCAAUAGCAGACACAUAAGGUAGACACCCAAGAUGUCUUACUUAUUUCCUGAAACCUCUUUUCACUUCCCGAGAGAUUAUUCGUGUUCACCAGACAGUUUUCCAAGCAAACAAUCCAUAUAUCAGAGUUGCAAGUAAUUAAUUAACCUUUUAAUUAAUUAUUGUGUUUAAUUGACGAUUAAUAUGUGUUAAUUCAAUUAAAGUUCGUUUAAUUAAUCAUUAAACUUUGCAAAAAUUAAUUAAUUUGAGAGCCGUUUGUUCGACAAUUGAACAAACUCAACCGAUUUGAAUUCGUCGAAAUCAAUUGUCCAUUAAAUGGUCUUUGAUUGAGCUGGCUCAUACUGAUCGUUAAUUGAAAAAACAUUUAAUUGAUACUUUCACAACUCUGUUAUACAUACACUGUGAAGAUACACGCACUGUAAAGAUUAUCGGAAUUGAAGGAGCGUGGAAAGCAAGAAUCUAUCCGAGAGUUCACACAGUUGCGAAAUGGCCUAAAUAGAACUAACUACGGGCAAUUCUAAGAACAUCGCCGAGAAUUCGUAUUUCGACUGCUUUCGAGAUGACAAGAAAGGCGAAAACAUGCCAGUAAAAGAAAGAUUGUAAUAUCCUUUUCUCAAUGAGUUUCCCAACCCCUCCACAUUUAAUAAAAAAAUCUGUUUACAUAUUUGUUCAAAAGUUAUGAAUAUUUUAAUCGGUGAACUCUGAUGACUUUGAUCGUGAUCAUAUGUUGUUAACCGUCGGUUUAUAUUUCAGUACUUCAGUAAUUAUAUUUAUGCUUUCAUUAAUCAUAUCUAUGCUACUUACAACAUUCACUCGUAAUUCUACAGGAAUAUUUACUAAAAGAACUUUGUAAAAAAUCAUAUCAAUGGUUUAUGCUAGGUUUCCUUCUGCGUCAGACAUGUUUACUGUUUCUUUAUGCACGUGGUAAAAAGCUUGUGGUCGUUGCAUCGGACAUUUCUUGUUAAUAACUGUUUAAUGAACACAACUAAAACCUUUUUAGCAUUAUUCAGGACAUUGUCAGCCUAUGUCAAGAUCAAGAUCACUGAAAUUCACUAGGUUCAUUAAAUGAGAUAUUUACUGAAUUAA
Molecule: messenger RNA, 4943 nt
Organism: Dinoponera quadriceps
Lineage: Eukaryota; Metazoa; Arthropoda; Insecta; Hymenoptera; Formicidae
Gene: Rexo5
Product: glycogen-binding subunit 76A
Exons: 2
Coding region: 668-2614 (648 amino acids)
Biological process (GO): regulation of glycogen biosynthetic process
Cellular component (GO): protein phosphatase type 1 complex; nucleus
Molecular function (GO): exonuclease activity; glycogen binding; nucleic acid binding
Source: RefSeq, a predicted model, not a curated record